Molecule: messenger RNA, 1026 nt
Organism: Lolium rigidum
Lineage: Eukaryota; Viridiplantae; Streptophyta; Magnoliopsida; Poales; Poaceae
Product: probable protein phosphatase 2C 58
Exons: 3
Coding region: 1-1026 (341 amino acids)
Biological process (GO): protein dephosphorylation
Cellular component (GO): cytosol; nucleus
Molecular function (GO): protein serine/threonine phosphatase activity
Source: RefSeq, a predicted model, not a curated record
AUGGUGGCCACGGCGGAGUUCAAUGACCCGUUCAUCGAUUGGACGGACGUGUCCAUGUCCAGUCAGCAGCUCAGGGAAGCCCGAGAAGCGGCAGCGGGCGCCGAAGCUCGAAUCGUCGCUGCGGCUCGUCAACGUGAGAGGGAGGCGCAGGCGCUCAGGUGUAGUGUCGGCCUCCACGGCGCCGAAAAGGAGGCGGUGCGCGCGACGGGGAGAGGCAAGAGCAAGGCGUCGGCGCGGAAGGUGACCUACGGCUUCCACCUGGUGGAGGGCAAGAUGGCGCACGGCAUGGAGGACCGGCACGUGGCCGAGUUCCGGCGCCUGGAGGACGGCAACGAGGUGGGCCUCUUCGGCGUCUUCGACGGCCACUCGGGCGCCGGCGUCGCCGCAUACCUCCGGAACCACCUCUUCGACAACAUCCUCGGCGAGCCGGAUUUCUGGGAGGACACCAUGGGCGCGAUCCGGCGCGCCUACCACCGCACGGACCGGAAGGUGCUCAGGAAGAAGAAGGCGACCACGGUCGAUGGGGAGGAGAGGCCGCGACGCGGCGGGUCGACGGCGGUGACGGUGAUCCUGCUCAACGGCGAGACGCUGGUGGUGGCCAACGUGGGGGACUCCCGCGCCGUCGUGUGCGAGGCCGGCAAGGCCAGGCAGCUCUCCGUGGACCACGAGCCGCUCCGGGAGCGCGACGCCAUCGAGAGCAGGGGAGGCUUCGUCACCCAGAUGCACGGGGACGUGCCUCGGGUGGAUGCGUCGCUGGCGAUGUCGCGGGCGUUCGGGGACCGGAAGCUCAAGGAGCACAUCAGCUCCGACCCGGACGUGGCCAUCGAGGACGUCGGCGACGACACCGAGUUCGUCGUCCUCGCCAGCGACGGGCUCUGGAAGGUGAUGGCCAACCAGGAGGCGGUGGACGAUGUCAGGGACACGAGGGACGCCCGGAAGGCGGCGGUGAAGCUCGUCGACGAGGCCGUCCAGAGGGGAAGCAAGGACGACAUCGCCUGCGUCGUCGUGCGCAUCCACUCAAAUUAG